AUGCAGAACAGUAUACUUCCAUCAGAGUAUAUAAAACAAAUGUCAUUGACAACGGAAGAUAGAAUGAGUUAUCUAAUUAAACCAAAUAUCGAUAAAAAUCUUCGAUCUAUCCUUAAUUAUCCAGAGAAUAAUCCUUUCAAACCAAUACCAGCUCUCAUUAUAUUUCAACAAUUUUUUCCUGGCGAAGUUUAUAACGCUACUCUCACCAUUCGUAAUUCUGGUCAGAUCUCGAAGAAUCUGAAAGCAUGCUUCGAACAGAACCCUUUCUUCGAUAUCGAAUUACGUGGAUCUUCUUAUAAUGUAAUGUUAGCACCAGGACUAGCCCAGAUUUAUAAUAUCAAAUUUAUGCCGGAAGAAAAACGAGAUUAUAAAUAUCAGGCAAUGUUCUGUGCUGACGACGAUAUUAUUUAUGUUCCAAUAAUUGCAAUUGGUCCCAGACCUAUUCUGGACAUUCCUGAUACUAUCGAAGUACCAAACACUGCAGUUAAGAUUUCUUCGUCGAAAACUAUUCUAAUACGCAAUAUCGGAACAAUUUCGGGCUUUUUUACUUUCUUCACUGACAGUUCGUGUUUUCGUAUCGAACCAUCAAGUGGUUUAAUCGACGAGGAAGAAUCGAUUCAAUUUACUAUUUAUUUCUUAUCCGAUAAUGCCGGAGAAUUUGAAGCUAAUCUUUUUAUCAAGAAUGAGACUGGUGAGGUCCUUCAAACAAAAUUACGAAGUUCAGCAGUGAAUUGUACUAUUCGAUUAGACAGAGGCAGUGUCAAAAUGGAGAAUACUUAUUUAGGCAUGUCCAGAAGUAAAAUUCUUACAAUUCACAAUAGAAGCGAUUACAUCGUUAAAUAUCAAUGGAUGUGUUACGAAAGUAGCAAAAAAGAUAAUGCAAGAAAAGAAAAAUAUAAAAAAUUAUUCAAACUAAUAAACGAAAUGGAAAUCGUACGAUUUGUCAGUAUGGAAUAUUACAACAUUUGCACUUCUGAUAUUCACAAACUCGUCUGCCAAAGAAUUUACAGGGAUGAGAUAGUCUCAUUGAUGAAUGAAAAUUUUCAAUACAAUAACUUAUAUUUUCUGAUUACUCCUAUAAAAGGUGAAAUAUGGCCGCAUUCAUCAUCAGACGUGACGAUACUCUUUCAAGCUUUAGAAGUUGGCGAAAUUUGUAGCACAGCUUAUUUGGAAGUAUCCGGCCGAGAGGACAGGAUACCUUUGAACCUAUGUGGCAUAGGCAAAGGACCAGUCUUCUGUUUGAACGUCAUCACGAUCGAUGUGGAUAAAAUAUACAUGUAUUCCGAAUAUUAUUACGAGAUAGUUGCUGCGAAUAAAGGACAUAUAAAUGGCACGCUGAUAUAUAAACCAAAUCAGACUCAAUUCGGUGGGAUAAUUAAUGUCAAUCCUAAAUCGCUUAUUAUCAAACCAGGAGACUACAAGUCGUUCAAUUUAUCAUUUUCCUCUGACCGAAAGGGUGACUUUCUGGAACGUGUGGAUUUCACUGUUAAGGAAAGUCUCGAAAUUAUUUCAUUACAUAUUAAAGGACGCGUUAUAUAUCCUAGGUUACAUUUUGAUAAGAGAUGCUUAGAAUUUGGUGUGAUUCCUUUAGGAUUUAAUACCAAACAGGAAGUAUGUCUUCAUAAUUUAUCCACCAUUCCGGUAAAAUACAGUAUUACUGUAUUGAACGAUGGCUCAGAAGACCCUUUAACUUAUGAAGACUUUGCCAACUCGAAUGCCAAAUUAAGUUUUCCAUCUAAUCCACGGGAAUUUUUAAUCCAACCUAACGAAGGUGUAGUCCCUAAACGGAGUUUCUUGAAAAUCCGGAUUAUCUACAAUCCAAAUAUCAUUCGAAUUGAACAUUCUUUCCUUCGAGUCGAUAUGUGGAACUCCCAAUCCGAUCCAUUGAUGUUACCAAUCUCAUUCGGUGGGAGCAUAGCUUCGCUUUCGAUCAAACCAUCGGAGAUAUCAAUUCGAUUUUGUUUCAUAAACUUCCCUUAUACAAGGACCUUCGAUGUAGAGAACGAAUCCGAUCUCGAUAGUUAUUUUUAUAUUCUACCACAAUCGGUAUCCGACAACCAAACGUCAAUUUAUUAUUCCAUGUCAACCUAUCAAGGUCUCAUCAAGGCACAUCAAUCAAAAACUAUCAAGGUGACUCUUAUUACGAAAUCCAUUGGUAAACAGAGUACCAUGAUCAAGUAUGAUUACUUUUUAUCUUGA
Vespula pensylvanica (western yellowjacket) is the source of this 2199-nucleotide messenger RNA. Its product is annotated as hydrocephalus-inducing protein. Bases 1 to 2199 code for a protein of 732 amino acids. Lineage: Eukaryota; Metazoa; Arthropoda; Insecta; Hymenoptera; Vespidae. The transcript has 12 exons. The record is from RefSeq and is a predicted model, not a curated record. Gene Ontology annotation, biological process: cilium movement; axonemal central apparatus assembly. Gene Ontology annotation, cellular component: axoneme.